AUGAGCCAACCAGAACAUCAAGUCAAGAAAGAGGUUACCGUGAAAAAUGAAAAUGGAAAUAAUACACUAACUAAGAAUGGAUCACCAUCGCCAUCAAAAUCAGAAGAAUGGCAAACAAUUCCCUUGAAAUCUUGCGGUCCAGAAGAAGUCGAAGAUAUUAGAGUCCACUUGAUGAAAUUUGCAACAAAGCAGGAGGUAGACAUUGUAAAGGAUUUUGAGAAACCUGUGAGACUUCAUAGAAAAGAUCCAAGAAAUAUGCAGUUUCACUUGACUCGGCAAGAGUUGGAUCAAAGGCGAAAGGAAAAGGAGGAAGCCGAAAAGGAAAGACUGAAACGCGAGGAGGAAGAAGGUGCUGUGGUUGAAGGAUCAAGCUCGGCUCAGGGAGCUAACCCAAACUCUGAUACAAAUACCUCCAAGUAUAACAAAGGUCUGGCUGAUAUGUCACAAGUAGCCCCAGAUGGUGGUGCCCGUAAGAAUAAGAAGAAAUUAUUCAAACGGAAAACGAAGCAAAUCAAUCUAAUGGAUGAAGCAAAGAGGAAGUUGCGUUACGAAGAGCACUACCCAUGGGUGAUUGAAGAUUAUACUGGCAAGAAUGUGUAUGUUGGUAAUUACGAAGCCGGAUCAACAGAACUGCAGCAUGUGUUAUUUGUAUUUGACAAGGACGGAUUCAAAAUGAUACCGGCUGAGAAGGUGUAUAGGUUUACUCCUAGAAACAGAUAUGCUACAUUGACACUAGAAGAAGCGGAAGCUAAAAUGGAAAAGAAUUCAAGUGUUCCCAGAUGGUUGAUGAAACACAUGGAAAAUGACUCAAUAGCAGAAGGCACUCCAGACCAAAGGUUCAGAAACAACUCCCCCUCCGCAAAUGGUAGAGUUAUAAGCAAUGGUGCUGCUCAGAAUAGACGCAUGAGGACGGUUUUGGGUGGUGAUGCUCGUUCCACUGAGGAGAGGGAUUCUGAUCAUGACGAUUUAGAUUUCGAGGAGGAAUUUGCCGAUGAUGAAGAAGCUCCUAUUAUGGAUGGGGAUGAAGAGGAAAAUAAAAUGUCUGAGAAAAAGAUAAAGAAAGAUAUGUUAAAGGCAUCGGCGUUCAAGGCAGAGAAUGAAGACGAUGAGGAUUAUGAUUUGGAUGACUUGUUUGAGUCUGAAAAAUCAAGAAAAGUUGACAAAGAAGGUAGGAAGUUGAGGAAAGUGUUGAACAAGAGAGAGGGAGGGAUUUAUGAUAGUGAUGAUGAAGAGCAAAGUUUGAUGCCGUACAUAUCCAAAUCGGAUUUGGAGAGUGAGGAGGAAAGUGAAGAUGAGACCGGAGUCAAGGUCAAGGAUGAACCAACCGAGAAUAAUUCAACAGAACUUGCGCAAAAGUCUGGAGUCAGAAACUUCAUCGUAUCGUCUAUAGCUGAUGGGUUUGUGGUGGUAAAAGCCCCAAAAGAGUUUCUUUCGACUUUACCUCUGGGUGAUUGGAAUCCAAACGUUCCUAAACGCUCAAGCCCUUCGCCAGAACCUUCGUCCCCUAGAAAGAAAAUCAGGUUGGAAGAGAAUUCGCCAGCAGUUGCAGUCAAGAAGGAACCAUCACCAGUAGCCACAUCUGUUCCUGGUUCUCCCGUUGAUGCAAAUGUGUUGGCUGAUUUGAAUGAUGCGGGGUCAGACAACUUGUUAGUAACAGUUGAUGAUGUAUUGACUAUAGUAAGAAACCAUCCAUUAACAACGAGAGAGCUAUUGGGUGGUUUAAAGAGCAGAAUCAGUGCACACCCGGAUAAUAAGCAGAGGAUUAUUGCUAUUGUCAAGCUGAACUUGAAGUUGGUUGAUGGAAAGUUGGUGCUCAAAACCUGA
Lodderomyces theae is the source of this 1824-nucleotide messenger RNA. RefSeq names its product transcription factor IIF subunit (gene TFG1). Gene Ontology annotation, biological process: positive regulation of transcription elongation by RNA polymerase II; transcription initiation at RNA polymerase II promoter. Gene Ontology annotation, molecular function: TFIIF-class transcription factor complex binding; DNA binding; RNA polymerase II general transcription initiation factor activity. Lineage: Eukaryota; Fungi; Ascomycota; Pichiomycetes; Serinales; Debaryomycetaceae. The coding region runs from base 1 to 1824 and encodes 607 amino acids. The transcript has a single exon. The record is from RefSeq and is a predicted model, not a curated record. Gene Ontology annotation, cellular component: nucleus; transcription factor TFIIF complex.